Messenger RNA from Fusarium sp. VM40, 336 nucleotides. The record is from the annotation of a GenBank genome assembly. Lineage: Eukaryota; Fungi; Ascomycota; Sordariomycetes; Hypocreales; Nectriaceae.
AUGAACACUGUUAAAUCAUUCUGGCUGGGCUGGGGCUCUCUUUGUGUCGCUGGUGGCGGUGCCUACUACUUCGCUAAGCAGCAGAUCAACGCCGACCGAGUAGCCAAGAUGGAGGCGCACCGUAAGAAGAGACAGAUGAUCGAGAACAUGGAGUACACAGAGGGCGUCGGAAGCCCUGCCCGCACCGAUAGUACUGGCUCUCCUAGUCAAGAAGCCAGCAACGACCCUGCUCCUACACGACAUGCGCCGGCGACCGAGGCCCAAAGAGUUGGCGAGAAGGGCAAAUACGAAAGCAACCAGGUCUACCGGAGUCCAAAGGGAGAUCGGUUCUCUUAA